UCUCGCCCGCCCCGCGCCGCCGCCGCCUCUCUUCUCAGGAGCUUCCUCCCCGCAGGCGAGAUGGUGUUCGUCAAGAACCAGAAGUCGAGGGCGUACUCCAAGCGUUUCCAGGUCAAGUACAGGAGAAGGCGACAGGGGAAGACUGACUACAGGGCCAGGCUGAGGCUCACUACCCAGGACAAGAACAAGUACAACACACCAAAGUACCGCUUUGUUGUGCGUUUCACCAACAAGGAUGUCUGCGCCCAGAUCGUGCAUGCCACCAUUGCUGGUGACAUCGUGAUGGCUGCUGCCUACUCCCACGAGCUGCCGCGAUAUGGUCUUGAAGUUGGCCUCACCAACUAUGCAGCAGCAUACUGCACUGGUCUGCUUCUGGCUCGUCGUGUGCUCAAAGUCCGCGAUUUGGAUCAGGAAUAUGAGGGUAACGUUGAGGCAUCUGGUGAGGACUUCUCUGUUGAUCCUACUGGUGAGAGGAGGCCUUUCCGUGCGCUCUUGGAUGUUGGUCUUCUUAGGACCACCACUGGAAACCGUGUGUUUGGUGCACUUAAGGGAGCCUUGGAUGGUGGUCUUGACAUUCCCCACAGCGACAAGAGGUUUGCUGGUUUCAAGAAGGAUGAGAAGCAGCUGGAUGCUGAGGUUCACCGCAAGUACAUCUAUGGAGGACAUGUUGCUGCCUACAUGAGGACACUAGCUGAGGAGGAGCCAGAGAAGUACCAAUCCCACUUCAGCGAGUACAUCAAAAAGGGAAUCUCUGCUGAUGACAUGGAAGCAAUUUACAAGAAUGUUCAUGCUGCCAUCCGUGCUGAUCCCAGCUUGGUCAAAUCAACCAAGGAGGCUCCCAAGACACACAAGAGGUUCAACCUGAAGAAGCUGACUUACGAGCAGAGGAAGGCCAGUCUCGUCGAAAGGCUCAACGCCCUCAACUCGUCUGCUGGUGCCGCCGAUGAUGAUGAGGAUGACGAUGAAUGAAGAUUGUUGUCGACCCCAGUGUAGUCUUGCAACGUGCAUUUUUGUUAAAGUUUGGCACUCCGCGCAAUGGACCUGUUUCCUUCUGUUUUCGGUAUCGUGCUGGAGUUAUAGAUUAUUAUCCUGAUCAUGUGACUUGCUGCCAUUUGGAUAUUGAUCUUAAUCUGUUGGUUCUGUUCUUA
Messenger RNA from Lolium rigidum, 1148 nucleotides. RefSeq names its product 60S ribosomal protein L5-1-like. NCBI's taxonomy places the organism in Eukaryota, Viridiplantae, Streptophyta, Magnoliopsida, Poales, Poaceae. Gene Ontology annotation, molecular function: 5S rRNA binding; structural constituent of ribosome. Gene Ontology annotation, biological process: ribosomal large subunit assembly; translation. Gene Ontology annotation, cellular component: ribosome; cytosolic large ribosomal subunit. The record is from RefSeq and is a predicted model, not a curated record. The transcript is spliced from 8 exons. The coding region runs from base 61 to 969 and encodes 302 amino acids.